Macrobrachium nipponense is the source of this 540-nucleotide messenger RNA. RefSeq lists its product as uncharacterized. The coding region runs from base 1 to 540 and encodes 179 amino acids. The record is from RefSeq and is a predicted model, not a curated record. The transcript has a single exon. Lineage: Eukaryota; Metazoa; Arthropoda; Malacostraca; Decapoda; Palaemonidae.
AUGAAAGAGGGAAAAGCAAAGAGAAUGCAAGGUGCAAAGGAUAUGAAAGAGAAAAGCAAUAGCAAUGCAAAGGUGCCCAAAGAUAUGAAAGACAAUUGCCAAGGUUGCAAGGGAUAUGAAAAGAAAGAAACAAAGCAAAGAGAAUGCAAAGUUUUGGCAAGGAUUUAUGGAAAGAAGAACAAGCCACAUCACCAAAUGAAGGUGCCAAAGGAUAUGAAAGAGAAAGCAAAGAGAAUGCCAAAAGGUGCAAAGGAUAUGAAAGAGAAAAGGCAAACGAGAGAAUGCCAAAGUUGCAAAAGAUAUGAAAGAGAAAGCAAGGAAAGAAUGCAAAGGUGCAGGAAAUAUGAAAAUAGGAAAAAGCAAAGAAGAGAAUGCAAACGGUGCAAGGAUAUGAAUAAGAAGAAAGCAAAAGAGAAUGAUUCAAAGGUGCCAACAGGAUAUGAAAGAGAAAAAGCAAAGAGAGAAUGCAACAAAGGUGCCAAAGGAUAUGAAAGAAAGAAAAGCAAAAAGAAAGAGAAUGCAAAGGUUGCAAAGAUAUGA